Messenger RNA from Poeciliopsis prolifica (blackstripe livebearer), 2952 nucleotides. RefSeq names its product sterile alpha motif domain containing 7 (gene samd7). Gene Ontology annotation, molecular function: protein binding. NCBI's taxonomy places the organism in Eukaryota, Metazoa, Chordata, Actinopteri, Cyprinodontiformes, Poeciliidae. The transcript is spliced from 9 exons. The record is from RefSeq and is a predicted model, not a curated record. The coding region runs from base 320 to 1894 and encodes 524 amino acids.
GUGGUUGGAUGGGAGAUCAUAGUGAUGUCAGGACAGGGAGGGCUUACCGCAGGAGAUAAGGCCAGCUAAUGGAGAUGAAAUGAAUCGGUAUUUAAAAGGUCUCUCUUAGUUAAGGCACUUUGCUGGCAGCAGAUUGUGCUCACUCUGCUGCCCAGUUGGAUGCUGAAGGAGAGACAGAGGAGAGACGAGCUCUUGUCGGUUUGAAAUUACGUUCAGGUCGUAUUUUUGUUUUUUCUUCUCACCUGAAUUGCAGCGACGACACCUGCAAGCUCUGCCAAGGUAAAGGAUUCCUGUGGCGGUUGAAGGUGGUGUGCUUGUAAUGACCCCCCGGGAGCAGCUGAGGAAGAUGACGGCGAUGGGCGAACAGGGCACUCUGGAUGAGAAGCACUGGUACCGGCUGGUCAACGGCAUGUCAGCUGGAGAACUGAGGCAAAGACAGGAGAUGAUAAUGAGGAACCAGAUGGCCAUGGCGCCGCAGAUCCUCGCUCAGGGCCAGCAGAGGCUGCAGGGGGUCCCGGCACAGUUCGAACCUCGAUUUAUGGAGAGGGAGUUGGUUCCUCCCUCAGAGAUGGUGACAUCCGAGGCGAGGCAGAUGCACAUGGGGCCUCACCUCGGCCCACCUCUUCCGCCUCACGCCAACGUCCUGCCUGGCAGAACCUUCCCUGGACCAGCCGGCUACGGCUUCCUGCCCUCGGAGCCAAUGGAAACGGUUGCCCGGCGGCAGGAGCUCAUACACAAGCAGAACAUAGCAAGGAUGGAGAUGAACGCCAUCCUGCACCAGAAGGAGCUGGAGAACGCUCACCAAAAAGGGCUGAUGGCGAUCGAGAAUCCUAUGUCGUACCAUUCCAAUCCCAUGCUCUUCAGAGGGCGCCAGCGCAUGCCGGACGGCCACGACGUCUUCGUCCACCGUCCCUCCCUGGAUGAGCUGCACUCCAAUAGCAUACUCAUGUCGGCCAGCCCCUACCCACCCAUCAGCUCGCUGCACAGGGAGAGAGGUCGGAGGGCUGGGAGGAGGCCCGCCGUCCACAAGAGCACGGAGAACCAGGCCACCAGCCUGAAGGGCCAAACUGAAGACAAAAGUGUGGAGCAGAGUCCAGAAGCCACAUCUGGAGAGGAGAAAGAGCUGGAAGCGAAGGGGGAUGUGGGAGAAGAGUGUGGCACGAGUAAAACGCACCACCAAACGAAAACAGACUCUGAGCUGACCACAGGAAGCAGGAAGAGCUACAAAGAGGGAGAGGCCGGGCUGCGUAAAACCUGCGCUGCAGCUCAGGACGGUUGUUCAGACAUGACCAACGGGGCUUCGAAUGAUAAAGAAAUACCUGGUCAGUGUUCUGCUUUCCAGGAAAAAUUCAUUUACCCUUCCUCUGGCGGAGCUCUCACAGGGAUGCCUUACGUCUUCCCUGUCCCAGGAAAUGGCUUCCUUCCAUCUGGUCCGCCAAAUCUCUUUCUGAACGGUGAGGAAGUGCCAGAGGACAUAAGGAAGUGGACGGUGAACGACGUCUACAAUUUCAUCAGCAGUAUACCAACAUGUUCAGAAUACGCUCAGACAUUUAAGGACCACAUGAUUGAUGGAGAAACACUGCCGCUUCUUUCAGAGGAGCACCUACUGGACACGCUGGGGCUCAAACUCGGACCGGCUCUGAAAAUACGAUCACAGGUCUCCAGAAGAAUGGGCAGCAUGAUGUACAUGCUGAACCUGCCUCUUUCCGGCGCCGCUCUGCAGGCCGCCUCCGAAAAGCCCGGGGACCGCUCACCAGAAAUGGGCUCCCCCGUCAACUGCAACAGCGAGGAUAUGGUAGCGAGCCCGAGAGACCCAGAGGUCAUCAAAUCCACUGAACAUCUUCACGAGGCGGAAAACAGUUCCCCUCCUUCAGCCAGCAGUGAGAUGGCCUGAUCUCUGCAGACACCAGGGACAAAUAAGAACUGAACCAGGUUCAGGCCUGAAGAGCUGUUUCUUUUGUUUACGUCAUGAGUCAGUGUUAACGAUGGUAUUUUCUGUUCAAUAUGCCCAUACAUGUACAUAGUAAAAAAAAUCAAAAAUAAAUUUCAAUUAUAUUUUAUACAUUAUAGUUUCUGAUUGUAGAUUUUAAUUAUUUUUAUAAGCUUCUGAUUCUCUUUGUUUAUUCAGCUGAGCUAAAAACAAUAGAAAUUAUGUGUUGCAGAAACACCAAAUCUAUCCCAAAAAUGAAUUUUUGGUCUAGUUUCAAGUACAAUUAUAUUAGCACAGCUAAAAUAAGAUCAAACUAACGUGCAUGUAACUUUUCAGCAAUAUACAGUAGCUUGUUUUAAGUCAAUAAUUCCUGAAUAUUGACAAAAAAGAACAAGCUACUCUGGCAGAUAUUCACAUGAGAAUUAAAAAAAAAAAAAAAAAAAAAAAAAAAAGAUCUGCCUGUGGAACAAUUAGUUUUAUUUAAAAUCAAUAUUCAAGAAUCAAUGACUUGAAAGAAACUAUUAUGUAUUGCUUAAAACUUACAUUUGAGUAAUUGUUGUCUGAUUUCAAGCAUACUUUGAUAUUUGCACAAGAAAAUAGACAAAAAUACUUGGGAAGAUUUUGUGUUUUUACAGUGUGGGAAACAUUUAACUACUAUAUAAUGGCUUAUUUUUUCAUUUUGCCUCUGCUGUUUGAUACUUUUUUGCAUUUAUUUGAUUAAAAAUAAAGUCUUUUUCUACAAAUUAAUAUGCAGUAGAGCCUCUCCUUAUAUGUGUGUCAGUAUAAAGUAUUUAAUCCUUGCAGCUGAAUCACAUCUCACACACAACGUUGCAUCCAUCACUGCAAUUAGUCCCAUCCAAACCAAUCUGCUGUAAUCUCCUGCAAUAUUCCCAUUGGAGAGAAGUCAAAAUGGCAAAAGAAACAGCGACACCCAGAGGCGGAAAUACGGCACUUGAGUUUACAUUUUGUGAAUUUAUAAUAAAAAAAAAUAGAUUAAUUAACAAAUUAAUUUUAAUGUGGCA